Odocoileus virginianus texanus is the source of this 6242-nucleotide messenger RNA. The record is from RefSeq and is a predicted model, not a curated record. NCBI's taxonomy places the organism in Eukaryota, Metazoa, Chordata, Mammalia, Artiodactyla, Cervidae.
AUGUAUACUUCCUUCCAUGUACUGCUUUUGCUGCAUCCCGUAAACUUCGAUGAUGACUUUGACCAGUUUGAUAAGCCUGGUGCGGAGCGGUCCUGGAGGAGAAGAGCUGCGGACGAGGACUGGGACAGUGAACUUGAUGAUGACUUACUUGGAGAGGAUUUGCUCUCUGGCAAAAAGAAUCAAUCGGAUUUGUCAGAUGAAGAGCUAAAUGAUGAUCUCCUACAGAGUGAUAAUGAAGACGAAGAAAAUUUCUGUGCUCAGGAUGUCACGAUCAGUCUGACGGCCACGUCAGACAUGGUCACGUCGUUCGAGAUGUCUGACACUAAUGACCAGUCUGCAGAGCAGGAGUCCGAGUAUGAGCAAGGCGAGGAUGAGCUCGUCUAUCACAAGUCGGGUGGGUCUGAGCUGUAUGCUCACGAGUACCCAGAAGAGGGGCCGUACGAGGGCCCCGACGCCGAGCUCCCGGAGGACCACAUAGAGUACGUGGAGGGGCCCGAGGAGGAGCCGCUGUUCAACGACGAGGUCCUGGACAUCGAGAUCAAUGAGCCCUUAGACGAGUUCACAGAUGAAGAAUACUUGCAGGCUUGUGGGCAACAAGGGAUGAAAGAGCAGGAAGACUGUGUUGCUGAAGAGGAAUUAGAUGAGAUUACUGAUUCCCAGGUUGAUCCUGAAACCGAAGAGGGAGGCAUGGAGACUUUGGAGCUGCAGAAGGACAUCAAAGAAGAGUCAGAUGAAGAAGACGAUGAUGAUGAAGAAUCUGGACGAUUACGUUUCAAAACUGAAAGGAAAGAAGGAACAAUUAUUAGGCUCUCAGAUGUAACUAGAGAGAGAAGGAACAUUCCAGAAACUUUGGAGCUUUCAGCAGAAGCCAAAGCUGCGUUGCUUGAAUUUGAAGAGAGGGAGCGACAGCACAAACAGGGCCGCUACGGCUCCAGGCGGGGAGGAAGGAGAGGAGGCUCGUCCGUGUGCCGUGGUGUCGGAGACCAGAGGAGAGAGAGCAGCGAGCGGGGGCGCGCCAAGGACCACAGGCCCGCCCUGCUGCCCGCACAGCCGCCUGUGGUGACGUACUCUCCAAGAUUAAUUCCUCCUCCACAGCCUCAGCCACCGCCGCCGCCGCCGCCGCCUCCACAGCAGCCGAUCCGCAGUCUGUUCCAGCAGCAGCAGCUCCAGCCUCUGCUGCCCCUGCAGCACCCGCACCACCCCUCCCCUCCACAGGGGAUGCACAUGCCGCCCCAGAUCGAGGCCCCCCGGGUGAUGAUGACCCCUCCUCCUGUGACCCCGCAGCAGCCCAAGAACAUACACAUCAACCCUCACUUCAAAGGGGCCGUGGUGACGCCCGUUCAAGUGCCCUUGCUGCCAGUCCCGAGCCAGCCGAGACCUGCGGUGGGACCCCAGAGAUUCCCAGGCCCUCCGGAGUUCCCGCAGCACACGCCCGGCCCCGUCCCUGGCAGCUUCAGCCAGCCGCCCCGGCUCCCCCUUCAGGACCAGUGGAGGGCCCCGCCCCCACCCCAGGAGCGAGACCCGUUCUUCCUGGGAGUUUCAGGUGAGCCAAGGUUCCCGAGCCAUCUCUUCCUGGAGCAACGAAGUCCCCCCCCACCGCCGCCUCCUCCCACGCUCCUCAGCAGUGGUCACCCUGUGCCCACGCCCAGCCCCUUGCCCUUCACCCAGCCCGGCCCAGCGUUCAGUCAGCAGGGGCAGCAGCCUGUGUUCCCCAGAGAGAGGCCCGUGAGGCCAGCCCUCCAGCCGCCGGGGCCAGUGGGGCUCCUGCACUUCAGCCAGCCGGGGUCCGCAGCCACACGGCCCUUCAUCCCUCCUCGCCAGCCCUUCCUGCCGGGCCCCGGACAGCCCUUCCUGCCCACCCACACGCAGCCCAGUCUGCAGGGGCCGCUGCACCCCCCGCUGCCCCCGCCACACCAGCCGCAGCCACAGCCGCAGCCGCAGCCCCCGCUGCAGCCCCCGCUGCAGCCCCCGCUGCAGCCGCCCCCGCCGCACCAGCCUCCACACCAGCCGCAGCAGCACCACCACCACCUCUCCGUGCCGCCCCCGCCGCUGAUGCCCGUGGCUCAGCCCCAGUUCAGGCCUCACAUGCCGGCGGCCCAGCCUCAGCCCAGCAGCAGCCGGAUGCAGUGCCCCCAGCGCCCGGGGCUGCGGCACAACACUACUUCUCAGAAUGUAACCAAGCGACCAAUGCAGCAAAUGCAGCCAACUGCUCCGAGAAAUAGUAAUUUGCGUGAAUUACCGAUCGCGCCGUCGCACGUUAUAGAGAUGAGUACCAGUCGCUGCUCCUCCACACCUGCAGCUCAAGUGAAACCCAUCACGAGCACGUCUCCGCCCUCGAGGCCCGGGGUGGGACCCAGGAACACGCAGGGGAAGACUGAAGGGAGAGUCAAGCCACUUAGCCCUGUGGGUCAGCCUAAAGAGGAAGCAAAGACAGAACCAGAGUCUCCUGAUGAAGAUGAGGAGACGCGGCUGUACCGCCUGAAGAUAGAGGAGCAGAAGCGCCUGCGGGAGGAGAUCCUGAAGCAGAAGGAGCUGCGGCGGCAGCAGCAGGCGGGCGCCCGGAAGAAGGAGCUGCUCCAGAGGCUGGCCCAGCAGCAGCAGCUCUGCGCCCCGCCCGCCCCCGCCGCCCCCGCGGAGCAGACGCCCGCCCUGCCGCCCGCCAACGGUAGCCCGCUGCUCCCCUUCCCGGGGCCUCCGGUCAGACCCAACGUGAAAAACAGACUGCUCGUGAAAAAUCAGGAUGCGGCCGUUGCAAACGUUCUGCCCAAAGCAUCGGGGUUUGUGCCGUCUGGUGCUCACACACAGUAUCCAGGACAACAGCUGAAACCACUGAAACACUUGAGACAGGCCAGAACCAUACCUCAGAGUCCAGCUCAGCACAAAGUCCUGCAGGUAAAGCCCGCCGACGGGGAGGGCCUGCCGCCCUCCUCGCAGACCGCUCGAGCCGCAUCCCUCCAGGGCCGGCCCCCGGAGGCCAAGCCUGGCACCAAGAGGACUGUCAUGCACCGGGCCAACAGUGGCGGCGGAGAUGGGCCGCACGUCAGCUCCAAGGUCAGGGUGAUUAAGUUGUCAGGCGGGCAGGGAGGAGAGAGCGAUGGCUUUUUUCACCCGGAGGGCCAGCCUCAGCGGCUCCCUCAGGCCCCAGAAGUGAGGCAGCAGCCCGCCCGCAAGGUGACGCUGACCAAGGGGGCCCUCCAGCAGCCCCAGCACCCUGCGGUAGGUGCCCACAUGCACGCAGCUGGCCCGCCAGGCAUCAAGAGCAUCCAGGGGAUCCACCCGGCCAAGAAGGUCCUCAUGCACGGGAGAGGCCGGGGCCUGGCAGGAGCGAUGGGCCGGGGACGCCUGAUGCCCAACAAGCAGAACCUGCGGGUGGUGGAGUGCAAGCCUCAGCCCUGCGUCGUGUCUGUGGAGGGGCUCUCCUCGUCCACCACUGACGCCCAGCUGAAGAGCCUGCUGACGUCGGUGGGGCCCAUCCAGAGCUUGCAGAUGCUCCCCCAGCAGCGGAAAGCCAUAGCGAAGUUCAAGGAGCCAGCACACGCGUUGGCGUUCCAGCAGAAGUUCCACAGGCACAUGAUAGACCUGUCCCACAUAAACGUGGCCCUGAUUGUCGAGUGACCACUGCGGACGGGCUGACCGGGACGCCGCACACACACUGUGGAACUCCUCCGGAGCUGCGCGCAGAGGCCCCACGAGCCGUCUCUCCGUCCACAGCCCUGCCAGGCCGUUGUCCAAGGCGCCCGACGGCCCAGCACCAAUUCCAGAAGAGCUGGACUUGCGGGACGUGGCAGACUCGAGUCGCUGUUAGAGCGUUCACGUUCUGUUGGCACCACAAAGAACUACAGUUCCAUUUUCUUUUGUUUUCCAAGUGCUUACAAUGCAUGUAGACGUUGUUCUUUGUGAUCUUACUGUAUGAUCGAGUCCAGUGACCUAGGGUCAGGAGAGACCAUCACCGUCACAGAUUCUCAGCAUUUUUCACAGCAAAGAACAUUUGAUAAUGGUUGCACUUAUCUUCAGUGCAGGCUAGACGAGUGUCUCCUCACCCGCCUCCACGCGCGUUCCUUUCUCAGAAGGCCCGCCAGGGCUCUUGUGAACAUGCAGAGGCAAAUUCGGGUGGUGAUAUCCUGGGAAGCAGGGUAUGCGGGUGGCUGGGAGUGGUGUCAGUGGUGCAGCAGAUUCUGCUUCUUGUAAAUAUUCCCAGAGCGCCAGCUGUAAUACGCCCAGUUCCAGAGAGAACGCCCCUUUCUCCACGCUGCCCAGAUAGCAUGGAGAUGCUGGUGGGUACCGGUGUGAGCCCGCCCAGGCUGAGCGCAGGCUAGGGGCCCCACUGAGUGAGGGUAGGCCAGCCAGAAGCUUGAAAGGGUGUGUUUGGUUUUUUCCCCUUUUUAGACACAGCCCCAAGAGGCAUAGUCACGUCACUGGCUCUGUGAUACAUACGUGACUCUGUUGGGAAACCUGGUUAUCGCUGCUGUGACGAGCGUUUUCUUCUUUGAAGGCCUUUUGAGCAGGGCUGCGUUGUCCUUCAGUGGACCCCAGAGCAGGGGGCUGUUUGCACGGGCGUGUGGGCGGGCGGCUCGGGGAUGCGGGUUAGCUUCAUUCAGGUGAGAUGCUCGCUCCCUGUAAAGUCAUCUUCAGUAAAAUUCGUUCUGGGCAAACGAUGACAAAAGUGCCUUAAAGUAUUUGUGCUCGUGAAGGAGUCUCACUGUUUGGGUUUAUUCUAACAUGGCCUGAACUAUUGGAGCAAAUGGCAACUGGGGCAUACUCAGACUUUUUAGCUGAAUUUUAUACCUAAGAUUUCCUGUCACAUUUAUUAGUAGAAUUAAGGGAAACAGACGCCUGUUGCUGGUUAGCGCCCCUAGUCAGCACAGUGAGACCCCUCAGCGGGGCGCCCCUUUCUCAGCUUUCUCGUGGGGAGCUGAGACACAGGUCAUGUGAUUUUGUAUCUUCUUGUUUUCACAGUUGAAAUUUUAUGUUUUUCAAAUUAAGUCACCAGAACUGGAGGGGAGUAUUGAGACCCGUGAGCCUCUGUAGCGCUGACUCCACAGUGCUCCACGUGCUAGGAGGGAGCCUGCAACGUGAAGGUGGGUGCUGAUGGCCGCUGCUCAAAGGCUGCACGAAGAGUGCACACGAAGCUGUAGGCACUUGUAGAUUACCUCUCGCUGGGGGCGCCUGGCCACCCGCGCUCCAGAAAGCCCUGCCUCACCCGUGGGGGCUGGUGGUUGUACCUGCCUGGCCCCAGGUGCUCUAGUGGAGCGUCUGGCGACUGGCGCGCCCGCCCCUCUGCCCGUCUUUACAAGUAGAUGCAGGUGUGUUCACCUCGUGUGGCUCAGUCCACAGAGAGCUGGGUUGAAGCUGCAAGUGGGGUACUGCAGGUGCCAUGCGGGGGGUCCAGGCCACCUCCCCUCCCUGGGCGGCAGGAGGCUCACAGUUAAGGGGCUUGCUGAAGGCUUGAUGACGCAGUGAGCCUACCGAUUUUACCACCGUUGGAAACAGUCUGAGCGUGCUGUGACUUGGAAGCUAUAAAUCUGCUCGUUGUCUCCAUAAUGUAGCUAGGCAUACUUUUUUCUAGUUAGUGAUAACAAACGAAUCCUGUUUGUGCACCUUUGUUCACGGCGGACCUCAUAGCUACCCUAAGGUCUGCUUCUGUGUUGUCUGAGCCCGACAUGGUGCCCUGGGACAUGUGUGCAUCUGUAACUGUCUGCACACACCCGGAACACACUUUCUCUGGAUGGAAUGUUCUUGAAUGGCUGUUGGCUAAGUCAGCCAGGCCUUCUGUCAAGGCCUGGUUAGAUAGGCUCCCCAUGGUCGCCUCCUGACACACACAGCCCGUGGGCAUGGGCUGUCAGAGCCGGCCAGGCCUGGGGACGCAGCUUCGGUUUCCUUGAGGAAACUGGGAAAGGAAGGAAGCAGAAUUAGAAGGGAGCGCCGUUCCCAUCCUGUGCACCUCGUGCAGUGCAGUGCGAUCAGCCCACCGCACGCUGAACCCUCUGGGAAGAUCUGUUGCAACCAUUAUCUUUGUUCUUUAUUUAUCAUGCAUUUAAAGUGAGAUGCAGAAGCAGUUAACACACUAUGUAAAUAUGGACCUUUUAAAAUUAAAACGUUAUUGGAAGUGCUUUCAAUUCAGCAACAUCGUAGCUAUUUGUUAGUUCUUUUGUGUUGUCUUAUCAAAGUUUAAUGGAUACAGUUCCAUAAUGUUGAUGUGUUUGUGUGUAUAUUCGAUUUUUAUAAAGAUGGUAGUAAGUCAA